Messenger RNA from Equus quagga, 939 nucleotides. It is a transcript of the gene MRPS11, whose product is annotated as mitochondrial ribosomal protein S11. Gene Ontology annotation, cellular component: mitochondrial small ribosomal subunit; ribosome. NCBI's taxonomy places the organism in Eukaryota, Metazoa, Chordata, Mammalia, Perissodactyla, Equidae. Gene Ontology annotation, molecular function: small ribosomal subunit rRNA binding; mRNA 5'-UTR binding; structural constituent of ribosome. The record is from RefSeq and is a predicted model, not a curated record. The transcript is spliced from 6 exons. Gene Ontology annotation, biological process: maturation of SSU-rRNA from tricistronic rRNA transcript (SSU-rRNA, 5.8S rRNA, LSU-rRNA); ribosomal small subunit assembly; translation. Bases 86 to 673 code for a protein of 195 amino acids.
CAAGCGCUAGUGGUACUGGCGCCGCCCCAGCUAAGCCGGCUCCGCGGACGCCGCGGACGGGAGCCGACUAGGGUCAAUUCCAGUCAUGCAGGUUGUAAGAAACGUGGGAUCUUGGCUCCUGCGGUCAUGGAUUUGGCCGCCGACGACCAGGGUCGCGGCCGGGGCGCCGGCCCCCGCCAUCCACACGGGCGCCUGGCAGCUGCAAGACGCGGCGGCCAAGCCGGAAGUUGAGAAGGCGGCAGCCCCGACCUCGGGCGGCAGCAGCUUCAGCAUUUACCCUCCAAUUCCAGGACAGGAGAGCUCUCUGAGGUGGGCAGGAAAGAGAUUCGAGGAGAUCCCGAUCGCACACAUUAAAGCAUCCUACAACAACACGCAGAUCCAGGUCAUGUCUGCCGCGAACCAGCCGCUUGCCCGCGCCUCCUGUGGCACAGAGGGCUUCCGGAACGCCAAGAAGGGCACGGGCAUCGCAGCCCAAACGGCAGGCAUAGCCGCCGCGGCGAAAGCUGCCGGGAAGGGCGUGACCCACAUCCGAGUUGUGGUGAAAGGCCUGGGGCCAGGGCGCUUGUCUGCCAUCAAGGGACUGACCAUGGGGGGCCUGGAAGUGAUCUCCAUCACAGACAACACCCCCAUUCCACACAACGGCUGCCGCCCUCGGAAGGCUCGGAGGCUGUGAGGGGAAGGAAGCCUGCACUGCACCCAACCUCAGGUCACACCUCUGGCCGGACCUCGUGGAUCACGCUGUCAGAGAUCACAGGCAGGAGGGGAGAGGUUGCCCCCUUACGUGGUCGCCUCUGCUCCUGCCUUGGGCUGGAGGUCGCUGUGCACUGAAGUGAAGCCGCGCCUCUCUGGGACACAAGGGGAGCCCCAGGGCAGCUGUGGCUCAGGCUCCAGCCAGUAAAUGCUGCCUCUGCUCUGCAAAAUAAAAACAUCUCGACCAUC